Molecule: messenger RNA, 1124 nt
Organism: Exaiptasia diaphana
Lineage: Eukaryota; Metazoa; Cnidaria; Anthozoa; Actiniaria; Aiptasiidae
Product: protein AMN1 homolog
Exons: 5
Coding region: 1-783 (260 amino acids)
Biological process (GO): SCF-dependent proteasomal ubiquitin-dependent protein catabolic process
Cellular component (GO): SCF ubiquitin ligase complex
Molecular function (GO): protein binding
Source: RefSeq, a predicted model, not a curated record
AUGGCGGCGUACUCGUAUGCAGUUGUGCAAAGUCUUAAAAAAACUUGCCUUCACGAGGUUGCUAAGCAUGUCAGAGAGCAUCAGAAUUCGUUGAAUUCCUUGCCUAUUGAGAUAAAGGAAAAGUUGGUAAAGCUGUUUGCAUUUAGAGGUCUUUUGAGUGACGAAAUUCUUCCAAAGAUUAUUGUACCAUCUAUAAGAGAGCUUGACCUAAGUGAGUCAGACCCUACRGACGAGGGAUUACGUUGCAUAACAUGUUGCAAAGGGCUAAAGAAACUCGACCUGAAUGCUGUCAAGGAACAUAGAGAAAAUAUUUCAACUGAAGGGAUUAUUGCAAUUGCAAACUCUUGUACCAAAYUGCAGACAGUUUAUCUACGGCGCUGUAUUAACAUUUCUGAUGAGGCUGUAAUUGCUCUUGCACAAAACUGUCCAUAUUUGCAGUACCUCAACAUUGCAAGUUGCAAUAUCACAGAUGAAUCUCUGAAACUCUUAGCAACAAACUCCAAGUUCCUUCAAAGUUUGAAUGUGUCAAAAACCAUGGUGACAGAUGAUGGUGUAAUCAGCUUAGCAAAUGGAUCCUGUGYAAGAUCACUUAAGGAACUCCAUGUUGCRCAUUGUAUAGAAGUGUCAGACGACUCCCUAGAAGCCAUACUUAUGCUUUGUCCACAAAUAGCUAUACUUAUCUUUCAUGGAUGCCCUCUUGUAACUGAGAGAAUACGUUAUGCAAUGGAGGAGGUUGCAGAGAGAGGAGGCAAACUAAAACAAGUAACUUGGACUAUUUAUUAGAGAAUCAAUYUUGACUUUUACUCACUGUCGGUAAAGUGUAUUCAUUGAAGAUUAUUUAUACAACAAAAAAAUGCACAAAGCUACAGACUGAUCUACUGUAAAGGAAUUUUUCACAAUUUUGAAAGCAAAGUUGAUCUUUUCAGAAUAUCAAAAUGAAUGCAGUUUACUAAACACGAUUGUAAUUACUAUUUACAUGUAUUUCAUGUGUAAAAUAAUAUAUUUGCCUGGUUUCUAUAUUUUAGAUAAAUUUUAAGGCGUAAACGUUUUGUGAAAAAUAUUUAUAGAAAGCAUGCCUAUUGUGUGUGGUAUGUAWUUGUGAAUAAAUUAUUGUCAUUUUAAAA